Messenger RNA from Panicum hallii, 1444 nucleotides. RefSeq lists its product as uncharacterized. Gene Ontology annotation, cellular component: cytoplasm. Lineage: Eukaryota; Viridiplantae; Streptophyta; Magnoliopsida; Poales; Poaceae. Bases 93 to 1214 code for a protein of 373 amino acids. The record is from RefSeq and is a predicted model, not a curated record. The transcript is spliced from 10 exons.
CCACUCGCCACCACCACAGCAGCACAGCACGGCCCCGCGCCAGGAAGCCCAGAGGGAUCCACGGCGAGCCCGCGCAGCGAGCUGCUCCGACGAUGAUGGCCCUGCAGGUCGCCGGCUGCGCCCUGCCGCCCCUCCUCGCCCGGCGGCGGUGCCGGCGCCGGGCGUUCCGCUCGCCCCGCGCGGUGGCGUCGGACGCCGCGCCGGCGGCGGCGAGGGAGGAGGACGGGAAGGUCGCGCUGGGCGGGUCCGGCGUCGCGGUGACCAAGCUCGGCAUCGGGGCAUGGUCCUGGGGCGACACCACCUACUGGAACGAGUUCCAGUGGGACGAUAGGAAACUGAAGGCAGCGAAAGGAGCAUUUGAUGCGAGCAUCGAUUGUGGAAUAACUUUCUUUGAUACUGCUGAAGUAUACGGAGCUGGGAUAUCAGGAGCCAUAAAUUCAGAAAGUUUACUCGGAAGAUUCAUUAAGGAAAGGCAACGAAAGGAACAAGUCGAAGUGGCCAUCGCAACAAAGUUUGCAGCUCUUCCAUGGAGGUUUGGCCGUGGAAGUGUCAUCUGUGCACUGAAGGCCUCAUUGGAUCGCCUUGGCGUCUCUUCAGUUGAGCUCUACCAACUUCAUUGGCCAGGGAUAUGGGGCAAUGAAGGUUACCUGGAUGGCCUUGGAGAUGCUGUUGAGCAAGGUCUUGUGAAAGCUGUUGGAGUCUCAAACUACAGCGAAAAACGCCUCCGAGAUGCUUAUGCGCGGCUUAAGAAGAGGGGAAUUCCACUCGCUUCAAAUCAAGUAAAUUACAGUCUGAUAUACAGGAACCCGGAGGAAAAUGGGGUGAAGGCAGCUUGCGAUGAGCUCGGAAUUACUUUGAUUGCGUAUUCCCCAAUCGCCCAAGGUGCUCUGACGGGGAAAUACACUCCGGACAAUCCGCCGAAAGGGCCACGAGGACGGAUAUACACUCCUGAGUUCCUGACAAAGCUCCAACCGCUUAUUAACCGGAUCAAGGAGAUUGGAGGAAACUACGGGAGGACCCCAACCCAGGUGGUGCUCAACUGGCUGGUGUGCCAGGGCAACGUGGUGCCGAUCCCGGGGGCGAAGAACGCGGAGCAGGCGCGGGAGUUCGCGGGCGCGCUGGGGUGGAGCCUGUCGGGCGACGAGGUGGAGGAGCUGCGAUCCAUGGCGCGCCAGGUCAAGCCCGUCAUCGGCUUCCCGGUCGAGAAGCUGUGACGACCCGCUCGGCCGACCCCGCUGCCUGCAGCUGGGGUGGAGGAAUUUUGCUGGGAACCACCGCGAAAGACAAAAACCUGAUGACAACCAAGCAGUACAGUACAGUGUAGUAUAGAUAGAUUGACAAGCAUACCAUCUCGAACUGAAACCAAAUGAAAUGAAAGAAAAUACGCGUUGGAAAAACAGCAGAUUACUGCAGUAGCUCUAGUGUUGACCUCUCUUCUCUUUCA